AGAGAGAGAGAGAAUCAGACACAGUGACUAACGGCGCUGACAGCGCGUGCGGCCUCCGGUGUGCCCGAUGCGCGCGCGCUCCCCGACUCUCCGCCGCUCCAUCCCGAAUCCUCGCGUGCGAUUCCGCCGAGCUCCGACACAGGCACCGAGGCGCGCGCGCGGGUUGUCUGAAUGACGGGCGGCCGGUUCGACUUCGACGAUGGCGGGACGUACUGCGGGGGCUGGGCGGACGGUAAAGCCCACGGGCACGGCGUCUGUACCGGCCCCAAGGGCCAGGGCGAGUACUCGGGCUCGUGGCGCAACGGCUUCGAGGCGGUCGGCGUGUACACGUGGCCCAGCGGCAACACGUACCAGGGCCACUGGGCGCAGGGCAAGCGGCACGGGCUCGGGGUGGAGGCCAAGGGCCGGUGGCUGUACCGGGGCGAGUGGAGUCACGGGCUGAAGGGGCGCUACGGAGUGCGGCAGAGUCUCAACACCUCCGCCAGGUACGAGGGCACGUGGAGUAACGGGCUGCAGGACGGCUACGGAGUCGAGACCUACGGGGACGGGGGUACAUUUCAGGGUCAGUGGAUGGGCGGGAUGCGUCACGGGUACGGUGUGAGACAGAGCGUCCCGUAUGGGAUGGCUGCGGUGAUCCGCUCGCCGCUGCGCACCUCCCUCGCCUCCCUGCGCAGCGAGCAGAGUAACGGCUCCGUCCUCAACGAGCGCUCGUCAGAAAGUCCGGCCGGGACACGUGGCGGCUUCGUCCUCAACGUCCACAGCGAUGGCGAGCUCAGCUCGGGCAGGAAGAAGGGGCUGUUCCGGCGCGGCUCGCUGUUUGGCAGCCUAAGGCAGCUGAGGAAGUCGGAUUCGCGUUCGUCCAUCUCUAGUAAGCGCAGCUCGGCGCGCAGCGACGCCGCCAUGAGCCGCAUCAGCUCCAGCGACGCAAACUCCACACUGAGCUUCGGAGAGGACGAGGACAACGCUCCGGCUGAGGACAACGUGGAUGCUACCACCACCGAGUCGUACACGGGAGAGUGGAAGAACGACAAGCGCAGCGGUUUCGGUAUCAGCGAGCGCUCCAACGGCAUGAAGUACGAGGGCGAGUGGGCCAACAACAAACGCCACGGCUACGGCUCCACCGUGUUCCCUGACGGCACUCGCGAGGAGGGCAAGUACAAGAACAACGUGCUCGUGAGGGGCAUCAAGAAGCAGCUCAUUCCGCUGAAGAAUGCCAAGACCAAACAGAAAGUGGAGCGUGCUGUUGAAGGGGCAAUCAGAGCGGCCGCCAUCGCCAGGACGAAAGUGGAGAUCGCCACCUCCAGAACGGCCCACGCCAGAGCCAAAGCGGAAGCUGCAGACCAGGCAGCGCUCGCAGCGUGCCAGGAUUCGGAGGUGGCUCGAGCCGUGGCCCGAGAGCUAUCGCCCACCUUCCGCCAGCCAGGCCCUGAUUACAUCAAGCAGAAGUUCUCCAGCGAACCGAUAGAGAUUAAAGAAGUCAUCGAAGAGAAAAAAGAGAAAACCCCCUCAGGAAGCCCACAUUUCUAUCGCAAGGGCACCACGCCCAACCAUACGCCCACCCAAAGCCCGGGUCCGACUCCUCCGCCCUCACCCACCCCCAUCAAGAAGAAAUCCUUCUUCAACCGAAGCGCACAAAAAUCUACCAAAGAGAGCGUAGUCGAGAGCCUAGCGGCCAGCGUCGUCCCCAAAACCACCCCCAGGGUGCCGGCCAAACAGGAAGUAAAGCAGGACGUGGUUUCUUCUUCUUCCCUCGCGUCCUAUAAACCCCUGGCGCCGGUCGCCAACUCCUCGAGUCCCGGAAACGGCGAGGUCCAUUCGCAGUACCACAGCUACUUCGUGAAGGCGGAAGUGUCCAUCCCACCCGACGAGUCGGAGGAGGAAGAGAAGCUAAAAAGUUCAUCUGCCCUCGUAAGGGCACCGGCACCGGCCAAGCAAUAUCUCACCCCUGCACCCUCCAUGCCCCCCGCCAAGCUUGCCACGACUAAAGACGUCAAGCCAGACCCUAAGCUGAGAAAACAGGAUAGUCUGAAGCCAAAGAGUCUCUCAGAAACCAAGAAAGCAAGCAUGGAGAUAACCACGGACGUGGUUGAGGAAGAAUCGGGUCCCAACUCAAUACUGGUGGCAUUAGUGAUGCUGAUAAACAUCGGAUUAGCCAUUAUUUUUGUCCACUUCUUGACUUGAUGCACCAUAAAACUCAGCGAGUUCUUCAGGACGUGCGGCGUAGGCCCCAUAAUUCUCUGCGGUUGUGUGGAUGGCCUUUAGAACACGCCGCUCAGACUCAGACACAGGCAAAGGACGAGUGGACGACUGGAAUUAAGAGCGAAAAUAACAGCGGAGUGAAAAAAAGCAGAGUCCCGUAGCCGAGCCCAACCAGGUCCCCCGCCACCCCGCCCCCAACCCUGCCUCCCCCCCCUCCCUCCCACAGCCCUGCCCCGCCCCGUCCUGACCGUGAUUUACGACUCGCUUGGGCUCUGUGAAAGCUGAAGCAAGCACAGUCGUUGGUAAAGGGGGUGGGGGUGGGGAUAAAAAUAAAAAAAUGUGCUGAGCCAAGCCGUACCCAGUGUGAAGUGCAUGGACGGCCUGUUGGAGAGUGUGUGUGAGUGUGUGUGUGUGUGUGUGUGUGUAUGGGGAGAAAUGUAUGAGGGGAAAACUGGAUACGUUUGGCAAUGUAAUUUUAGUUGACGGAAGCGAACAGCUGCCUUACAAUUUUACCCUCUGACGUUGCCAAUGGGUGGAGGGGGGGGGCUUAGGGGCAAGUGUGUGUGCACAGUGGGAGGUGAGUGUGUGUGUGUGUGUGUGUAUGUGUGUCUUCAUUCUGAUCUAAACACCGUGCCCAUUUAAAAAAAAGAGGCACUCACCAGUCUUAUUGCAUUACCCGUCUCUGAAGCCUUGUCUAACACCACCUGCUCGUGUUUUUAGGAGAAUGCCACGCCCGGGUGUGGUACAAAUUUAACAACUAUGUCUUGAGCUUGUUUCUUUUUUUGUGUGUGUAUUUCUUUUUUUUUUUAAUAUAAAAAAAAUUACCAAAAAUAUACAGUAUAUAUCGUGUACAUUUUAUCCCCUUGCUAUGUGUGCGAAUCGGUUAACGGCUAACGCGAAGCUCAAUCGAAUAACAAGCAAUAUCACGGCUGUGGCGCGAUUAGUCGACGAUUCGAGGUGAUUUCAUUCGAUUUUUUUUGUUGUUUUUUUAUUGGUUCACGUGGAAAUGAUCAUGUGGAAGUGCGCAGCUCCGUUUGUAAGAUGAGAGCAGUAUCGUUCUGAUACGCGGGUGUUGUAAAUUAGCUACAGGAUAUUAUGCAUGGUGUUUGUUGGAUUUAUUUAUGUAUUUAUUUAGUUUAUUAUUUAUUUUUUUGGUUAAUAACUGGUUAUUGCACUGGAGUUUUGCACAUGUAGUGGUCGGAGACCGUUCUUCCCCUCAUCACCCCCGUUAGCCCUAAACCGCGGUGUGGAGCAGAUUCAGGAUGAGCACGCGAAUGUAGUCAGAUGCCUUAAAGGACUUUUUAAAAAUAGUGUUCGAGUUUACCUCGGGGAAAAAAAAUACAUAAGUCGUGAUUUUGGAAUUUUGUCUUAAUGAAUUUAUUGAAAUCUGUAAUAAACCUGUAGUAUAUUUAUUUACGUGGUGGUGCAUGAAGCUGUGGUUUUACUUUACAGUAAACUGUACAUGGCACUUUUGUGCUUGUAUUUGAAUAAAAAUAAAAAUAUAAAUAUAUAUAUUUUAUAUACAUAAUAUGAAUAUAUUUAGUCAGUUGUUCUAAAUUAUAUUGUUAAAUUCAGGACAUUUUUUUGCUGACUUUCUCGUGUGCAUGGUCUAAUUUGAAGGUAGAUCAA
Messenger RNA from Clarias gariepinus (North African catfish), 3828 nucleotides. It is a transcript of the gene jph1b, whose product is annotated as junctophilin 1b. The record is from RefSeq and is a predicted model, not a curated record. Gene Ontology annotation, cellular component: plasma membrane; sarcoplasmic reticulum; endoplasmic reticulum membrane. Bases 172 to 2181 code for a protein of 669 amino acids. The transcript is spliced from 6 exons. Lineage: Eukaryota; Metazoa; Chordata; Actinopteri; Siluriformes; Clariidae.